Molecule: messenger RNA, 690 nt
Organism: Maylandia zebra (zebra mbuna)
Lineage: Eukaryota; Metazoa; Chordata; Actinopteri; Cichliformes; Cichlidae
Gene: nxt2
Product: nuclear transport factor 2-like export factor 2
Biological process (GO): nucleocytoplasmic transport
Source: RefSeq, a predicted model, not a curated record
GGAAGUAAUACCCAGUGUGAUAGAAAUGUGUUGGUUGCUAAAGGAAUAACAAGAGAAGAAAAGAAGUUUGAAUUGUGACGUUUUCUCGGUCUUUUUGUAAUAUUUUUGUUUUGAGUUGUUUCCAAUAAUUUAUCUGUUCAUAUGGCAACCACCCUGGAUUUCAGGACUCAUGCCGACCAGUCAUGCAGAUAUUCAGAAGAAUUUGUCAACAUUUAUUACGACUGUAUGGAUAAGAAGAGGCGGAACUUAAUCCGGCUCUACCUGGACAAGGCUACCUUGGUGUGGAACGGAAAUGCGGUGUCAGGACAGGAAGCCCUGGGCGAGUUUUUUGAGUCACUGCCAUCCAGCGAGUUCCAGGUUCAAACACUGGAUUGCCAGCCUGUGCACGAGCAAGCAACCCAAGGCCAGACAACACUGCUUGUGGUGACCGGUGGCAUAGUCAAGUUUGAAGGGAACAAACAGCGUUUUUUCAACCAGAACUUUCUCCUAACAGCUCAGGCUUCACCCAACAACGAUCAGCCCGUGUGGAAGAUCGCUAGCGACUGUUUCCGCUUUCAAGACUGGAAUAGCUGAGGCUCUGCUUUCCCCUGAAGUGUACAAAGGCUUCAGCAGUGAUCACCUUAAUAAUAAUCAAUAUUGCAUUUGUAUAUUCAGUUUUUUGUAAUAAAAUAAAGUGUCAUACAACACUGA